AGAUCGGAUCAGUCCGGCUCUGCGCUCCGGGAUGUCGGCCGUGAAGGCUCUGCAGCAGUGGUGCCGGGUCCAGUGUGACGGGUACCGGGAUGUGUCCAUCACCAACAUGACCACGUCCUUCAGGGACGGCCUGGCUUUCUGCGCCCUCAUCCACAAACACAGACCGGACCUCAUCAAUUUUGAUUCUCUGAAGAAGGAAAAUGUCUAUGACAACAACAAGCUGGCGUUCAGUGUUGCAGAAGAGCAACUGGGAAUUCCAGCACUGUUGGAUGCAGAGGACAUGGUGGCUCUUAAGGUUCCUGACCGCCUCAGUAUCCUGACUUAUGUUUCACAAUACUACAACUACUUCCACGGACGCUCCCCAAUUGGAGGUAUGGCAGGUAUCAAGCGUCCGGCUGACGCUCCCACCGAUGAGCCGUCUGGGAAGAAGAACCAGCCUGUGACGGCUAAGGUGUUCCCUCCCUCUAAACCCGCCAGAGAGAACAGCCCUCCGCCGUCCUCCAACAUCACAAGGCCCGCUCCUUCCCCAAAACAAAGCAGAAAUACAGCAAAGGAUGUUCUGGUGGAUAAAUCCCAUCAGACAGGGACGUUGAGUAACAAAUGUGUGUCCUGUAACAAGCAUGUUCACCUGGUGCAGCGACAUCUAGUGGACGGGAAGCUCUAUCACAGGAGCUGUGCAAAGUUACUUUCACCUACAACUGCGCCUCUUCUAAAUUUGCCCACGAACACCCGCGUCUCCAAAUUCACUCCCCUCCCAGACUCCAGUAAAACCAGUACACCUGCUCCCACUCACACACCUUCCAGACUGGGACCAUCAUGGCUGACACAGAAACCCAGCGUCUCCAGCACUUUUUCUACUCCAUCUCCUUCCCAACCUGCAUCAGGUCUCUCUCCCGCUGCUAAAAAAAGUCCGACCGCUUUGGUGUCCAAACCUGCAGCUUCUCCUGUCACUACAACCAGCUCCACCAGCAGCAGGCCCACCGCUGCCCCUCGGACCUCCACUACUGCCGCCAAGACACACCAGUCUAAACUCAAGUUCUUCCUAUCAGACAAGACUGCUAAUGAUGAAGAGAAAAUUACCUCAAGUGUCGACAUAGACAUAAAUAAAGGUCAGAGUGUGGGCGGUAAGACGCAGGAGGCCAAAGUAGGACAGGCUGUUACUGUGGUUGUAAAUGCUGGUGGGACGAGAAAAAAAGAUGCGAAUGAGAGCUUGGAUAAAGUUGGGGAUAAAGCUAAAGUAAGCGGUGUUGGUGCAAAAGUGGGUCUGAAACAAGAAGACAGCGAGAGUAACAAGGCAAAAGCAUCAGCAGUGGCCAUCAUCUCCAAGAAACUGGCUGAGGAGAACAACAAUAAUAACAGCAAGCCAUCGUGGACAACUGUAGCGCUGAAGAAAACAGAAAAGCCUCAGGCUCAAGUGGAGACGCCUAAGAAGGAGACGGAGGGUGGCAGAGGGAGGGUGAGGCUGAGAGCAGAUCGGUCAAUCCUCGCCGACUUGGUUUCUCCAGAUCCCCCGAAACCUGCUCCCACUCCGACCAGCGGGACUGGACUCAGAGCCAAGACUCCAGAGAGAGGAGACACAAAGCCUCGCAGCGCAUCACCCUACAUCUCAGCAUCAGAAAAUGAGUCUCCUGCAGAUUGGAGGUCGAUGCUCAAGCCGGUCGCCAAAGAAGUCAAACCUGCUGGUCCUUCACAGUCAUCCACUAAACCAUAUCCUAAUGGAGCUGGAAAGACAUCAGAUCUCUCGGUUGGGCCUUCAUUGUCGUCCUCUCAUCUUCCCACCCCAAGCAUUUGUGUCACUCCAGCAAAGGGAGUUCAAAAUGGUCAGAAGGAGCAAACUGCGAAUGGUAUCGAGUCCGAGUUGAAGGUUUCCAAGAUGAAGCCAGACUACAUUCCCAAAGAGAAGAUCAUUAAGGAGCUACAGGACAUUGAAGAUAACUUGAAUGAGCUGGAAAAGAGAGGAGUCAAGCUGGAGGUGAAGCUGCGUCGCAGCGAGGAAGAGGGUGACGAUGACUCUGUCAUGGAUGAGCUCAUGGUUGAGUGGUUCAACUUGAUCAGGAACAAGCAGGUGGCCAUGCGCCGGGAGUCUGAACUGGUCUACAUUGGAAGAACUCAGGACCUGGAGGAAGAGCAGCCCAAUGUUGAGCAAGAGCUCCGGAGACUGAUGGAGAAACCAGAACACUUGAAAACAGCCUGGGACAGAAAGAAAGAACAGCAGCUGAUGGAGAAACUGGUGGAGAUUGUCAACGACAGAAACGCGAUUGUAGAUGGUCUGGACGAGGACAGACUCAGGGAGGAAGAGGAGGACGAGCAGCUAAACAAGAUGAUGAUGAAUUUCAACAUCAAGAAGGACAAACCAAAGAAAAAGUCUCCGAUGUCCAAACUGUUCGGCUGGGGAGGCAAGAAGGAGGGAUGAUGCUCGGCGCUCACCGCUGUUUCUUCCUUUGAUGUUUCUGCUGCUUAAUGUCAGUGUGCUCAGCUUGUGAUUCAUGGGAUAACAUGGAUGCUGUGUGUGUUUGUGUGUCGGCAUGUGCGGUCUGUUAUCCUCAGCGCUUCUUGAAAAACGCCCUUCCCUCUGUCGACUGCGUCACUCAAGAUCUGACGUUGCUCCCGCUCCCUCUUCGUAACACACAAACACACACACAGAUGAUGUGGAGGGGUUAAUGACUCACCAGUCUCGUGAUGUGAUUGGGUUCAGUGCUCCAGUUGUUAGCUUUAAUCCCCUUCUAGUCUUAAUCUGUCUACUUAACGCUCACACACACACACACACUUGCUGUCUCCUUACAUCUUCUUGCUUGUGCAACUCAUUGAAAUGUUUUUUUUGUGUACAGUGAGACUGAUGCUAAUAAGAGUUAAAGAGCAAGAUUCAUUAGUGAGGUCAGACGGCUGUCUCCUGCUCUCUGCUCAUGUUUCAGUCUGGACUACAAAAUGCUUGUGACCAAACUAUGUCAGUAACAUCAGGGUCAGUGUCUGUCUGACCUUCCUGUUGUACUUUUAUCUCCAAGCUACUUCCUACUGUACGGCGUAAACGGCGACACUAAGACAUUUUCUUGGACAAUAACUCAUAGCACUGCUCCUUGGUUGGGUUUUAUACUGAAUCAUUCCUGUAUAUAACGGUGUUUUGUACGCCAGUGGUUCCUAACCGGAGUUCAUCUGAUGGUUCAGCAGGAAAACAAAAACAGUUUUGUUUUUUUUAAGAAUUUCUUUUUUAAUGAGAAUUUUCUUCUUUGAUGAGAAAUGAGUCAUACAAGUACAAACACUAUUUGGUAAAGCUGUCAUAACCUGUAGAUAGCUUUGUGAUGAGGACUGUAUGUCGCUUUAAGGUUUGACCCCGAAAAGUAGUCAUAUUUAUGUAUUUCAUGAGCUCUCGCUUCAUUGAUUUUUGGAGGAAAUGGUCUGUAUUUCUCCUGUGGACUUUUUUUUUAAUGUUUGAUUUUUUUUUUAUUUUAUGGCUGACAGGAGGAAAAGGAUGAAUCUGAUUUGUGUCUCAGUAUUUGUUGAACUUGCUGCUUGUGUGUGUUGGGAACGCAAAUAAUUGUCCACAUUGGACCUGGAUUUGUACAUGUUUGUAAUAUUUCUUAGCUGCAUUAACUGAAAAGCGUUUGUCAUCGUUAGAUAUUUUGUGUUCCAGAGGCGCUGAGGCGACUUUUGUGUGCUGUGACCAAACUGCUCACAUUUAACAGAACUAGUGCAUAAAGUUGUAUAAAUGUUAAUGUUCUCAUCCCCUGUCUACUUACAGCAGUCUGACUCGUAAAUGGAGAAACUGUCUUGGGUUUUUAAAUGAAGUACUGUAGUAAAUUCAUUGAGCUCUAUUAAAAAAAUGACAAGCUUA
Molecule: messenger RNA, 3829 nt
Organism: Acanthochromis polyacanthus (spiny chromis)
Lineage: Eukaryota; Metazoa; Chordata; Actinopteri; Pomacentridae
Gene: micall2b
Product: mical-like 2b
Exons: 16
Coding region: 32-2413 (793 amino acids)
Molecular function (GO): protein binding
Source: RefSeq, a predicted model, not a curated record